Anguilla anguilla (European eel) is the source of this 6284-nucleotide messenger RNA. RefSeq names its product muscular LMNA-interacting protein (gene mlip). Lineage: Eukaryota; Metazoa; Chordata; Actinopteri; Anguilliformes; Anguillidae. Gene Ontology annotation, molecular function: transcription corepressor activity; lamin binding. Bases 329 to 4075 code for a protein of 1248 amino acids. The transcript is spliced from 13 exons. The record is from RefSeq and is a predicted model, not a curated record. Gene Ontology annotation, biological process: negative regulation of transcription by RNA polymerase II. Gene Ontology annotation, cellular component: nuclear envelope; PML body; sarcolemma.
CCGUGUGUGCUCGGGACAGGGGAGGGCGGACAGCCCUGAUUUUGUUAGGGGCUGCACAAAGCCCAGCCCUCAUACGGGUGACACGGGCUCUGUGAAGUCGCGAUUAUUACGGUUAUCAGUGCCCAGCAGGCUGGCUGCUGUCUAAGAGUUAUUUGUGGCCUUUGUGCAGCUAUAAAUGGAAACCGCCGGCGCUCUGAAGCUAUCGCCGCGGCGCUGGGCUGGACCCCGCAGAGGGGGAUACUGAAAGGCGCCGUGAGUUUGAGCAUGUAGACAAGAGGACUCUACCACCGACUGGGGAAACUUUCACUGCAGGACGAGACGCGGACACAUGGAGAAACCCAAACCAAAGGAGGGCAUGCGGAAGUUCCCGUGCGAGGUGACCACCGUCAGGCUUGUUUCAUUCUCCUUUGUGCCAGCCCUGAAAAAACUGCCAACUGAAAGCACUGUAACUCUGGGAGAAGAGGAAAGACAGCCGAUGAGGAGAUCGAAUGAGUAUGUAGGGACGCUGAAGGAAGCAGCCGCAGGUCAGACCAUGUCUGGGGACGGAGUGUUCAAGGCGGAUUUUGUGUACGUUGGUGGUGAUGUGGACGAGGGGGAUCCCGGGAAUCGGCGGACCCGGCUGGCCAAGGAGACCACAGUCAGACAGGAGGCGCACUCUCAGCUAAAUCUGUCUGCUGAACACAUGAUGCAAGGCCAACUCACUCCUUCUCAAAUCACUGCCCCCUCGGAGAGCACAGCUCGUAUCUCUCUUAACAUGAGUCCAGCAAUAAAUGCUGUCAUGGAAACGGCCAAUGACAAACACCGCUCCACGGAUGUGCGUGGCUGUGACGCCUCGUUCGGGAGUAAGGUGUCUCCAGGUCUCCUUUUGAACCAAGUGCCUGAUAAAUGGACGACUCUGAUUUCGGACCGCGGGGUGACUCACUCUGCUGAGCUGCUGGAAACACCGGCCUCCUCGAGAGAGUCAGUGCUGUCCGAGGACUGGUUUGGCCCUCGCUUUCUCUCCUCCGAGGGGUCCCCUGCAUCCCUCAGUCGUACCAUCUCUCCCUGUUCCUCCGUGAGGUCCGGGGUGUUCACCCCGUCCGUGAUACGAGUCAAGCGCCACUCCCUGGCCCCGGGCUCCAGCUUGGUGUGGAACUUACAACCCUGCCUCUCUCCGGCUUCCAGCCUCGCCCCUUCGCCCUGCCCCCCGUCCCCUGGAACGGGGAGGGCAUGGCACAGGCCCCCGCCCACCCAGCUCACCCUGCUCACCGCCAUUCUGAGGAAAGGCCGUCUGCCUGUCUUAUCCUCCGUCCAGCAGAGGGCGUACUCCCCCUGCUGGCCCAUCAGUGCAGUCAGCCUGUCCUCCUGCAGCGCCUGCAACGCUGCUGCCAAGCUGGCCCUCUUCUGUCCCGGUGUGGCCAGGAGUGGCAAGGCCCAGACCGCCAUAGCGGCACCCCAGAGAGAAGCCCUGCACAUGCUCACGCAUGGCCCUGAGUCUCAGUGCCUCAGAUGUCUCACACCUCCUCCAUCUCCCGACUUGUUUGAGUCCAACACCUUUGAUCCACCUGUACGAUCGCUGAGCCAGUCACCUCAAUAUGCCUUACGCCAAGGUUCUACUAACUUUACCUGGCAGAGAGUCACCUCCCCAACCCAAGAGCGUGGAGUCACCUCCCCAACCCAGCAGCGUGGAGUCACCUCCCCAACCCAGCAGCAUGGAUUCACCUCCCUGACGCAGCAGUGCAGAGUCACCUCCCCAACCCAGCAGCAUGGAGUCACCUCCCUGACCCAGCAGUGGAGAGUCACCUCCCCAACCCAGCAGCUUGAAGUCACCUCCCCUACACAGCAGUGUGGAGUCACCUCCCCUACCCAGCAGCAUGGAGUCACCUCCCCUACCCAGCAGCAUGGAGUCACCUCCCCAACCCAGCAAUGUGGAGUCUCCUCCCCAACCCUGCAGAGUACAGUCACCUCCUCAACCCAGCAAUGUGGAAUCUCCUCCCCAACCCUGCAGAGUACAGUCACCUCCCCAACCCAGCAACGUGGAGUCACCUCCCCAACCCAGCAGCAUGGAUUCACCUCCCUGACGCAGCAGUGCAGAGUCACCUCCCCAACCCAGCAGCAUGGAGUCUCCUAUCAAACCCUGCAGAGUACAGUCAUCUCCCCAACCCAGCAGCAUGGAGUCACCUCCCUAACCCAGAAAAGCGACGCUGCAUCGCCGAUCUCUCCUUCUGCUCCUGUCACAAAGGCUGCACCUGCUGUCCAAAAUUUGCCAUUCUCCAUUAAUCCACAGGGGACCCUUCCCCCGGUGUCCAACCCAGUGCUGUCCUCCUCCUUUUUAAGACUCCGCUCCCUGGCCCUUAAAAACAGCUCUCCAUCCCCUUGUGCCACAGGGGACUGCUCUGCACCCUCCCCUGUGCCCAAACUCUCCUGUACCCCAGUGUCCAAACUCUCCUGUACCCCAGAGCCCAAACUCUCCUAUACCCCAGAGCCCAAACUCUCCUAUACCCCUGAGCCCAAACUCACCUGUACCCCAGUGCCAAGACUCACCUAUACCCCAGAGCCCAAACCCACCUGUACCCCAGAGCCUAAACUAUUCUGUACCCCUGAGCCUAAACUCUCCUGUACCCCAGAGCCCAAACUCAGUAGUAGCCCAGUGCCCAAACUCUCCUUUACCCCAGAACCCAAACUCACCAGUAACCCAGUGCCAAGACUCACCUAUACCCCAGAGCCCAAACCCACCUGUACCCCAGAGCCUAAACUAUUCUGUACCCCUGAGCCUAAACUCUCCUGUACCCCAGAGCCCAAACUCAGUAGUAGCCCAGUGCCCAAACUCUCCUUUACCCCAGAACCCAAACUCACCAGUAACCCAGUGCCAAGACUCACCUAUACCCUAGAGCCCAGGCGUGAUGAUAUACAGUCUUCACCUGCACCCUCUCCAGUACCCAAACUCACAUUUGUGCCAUCGCCCAGCUGCAGUGAAGCAAGGUGUUUAUCUCCCCUCCAGACUAGCAUCAGAAUGUCCCCCCUUUCAGAGAAGCUGUGCCCCCAACCCCCCGCCUGCCGCCUAUCCCCGUCUCCAUGGACUCCGACGCUCUCGCCCUCCCCCAGCGCGUCCCUGUGCACACUGGGCCUGCUUUCACCGCUCCCUGACUCGCACUCCUCCACGCCCGACCGCCUGAGUCUCUCCCCCUCUCCGGCGACCUCCAGCCACGACCUCCUCACCCCGUCACCCUCUGUCUCCCCCUCUCUCUCCCCGUCCGCCUCUCCGGUCCCCAAGAGCGACAGCGACAGGGCAGGUAGAAAGAGAAAGUACAAGAUCAAGUCGAGCUACAAGGCCUUUGCAGCGAUUCCCACAAACACCCUCCUUCUGGAGCAGCAGGCAAUAGAUGACAAGGUGGAGAAAGAAGGGUGUCCCCUAGAGGCAGAAGCGGACAGGGUGACAGAGACACACUCAGAGAUGUGCUCACCAGCCCAGCUGAGGCAGCAGUCAGAAGAGCUGUAUGCUGCCAUUGACCAGGUUUUACUGGAUCCCCUCCCCAUGCACCGGUCACAGUCUGCUCCGCUGCCCUCGGAGACACUAGAGGAUGCCGAGGUGCCGAGGAGACUUACAUCCUUACCAAGGUCUGCAGGGCGGGAAACUAAAUAUGCAAUCUUCCACCUGCAACCCUCUGGUUCUGCUGAAAGAAAUCUGACUAAGCCAGGUGUCAUACGUCCAGUGACAGUUAUACCAAAAUUAACUGAGGAAGAGGAGGAUUUCCCAAACCCAUUCCGACAGCAGUACCUGGAAGAGACACCUGAGGAGCAGAGCCAGAAGCCCCGGCACCCAAUAGUGACUGUCCACGAGAACGAGGCUCUGAGCUGCAGUGAGUUUGUGCGCACCCCAGCUGGCCAGACUGCACAGCUGGCUGAGGACCGCAGAGACGCUGGGAGCCCCACAUUCAGAAAAGGAGACGUCAGAAGAACGGAUGAAAUGGUCCUCCUGAUAACUGAAAAAGAAGUGACCAGCACGCCGCCAGUGGCAGAGGGAUCCUCAAAAUUAGGUCCGGCCUCCUUCAACACAGCACGCGUGAAAACAGAGGUCCGUGAGACCCACAUUUAGGUGGUUCCAGGGUGAGGUGAGGACAAAGCAGUUGUGAGAUGGCAGUGCCUCCUCUUUUAUCCAAUAGAUGAGGAUUAAAAAGCCAUGCAGUAUUCACACUAAUUUCUAAGGCUUAUUAUACGUACACAUAUGUGUAAAAAUGUGACGCUAGCCAUGUAUCCUGAUUCACAAAGAAAAAAAAAUGACCAAAGAGGACAGAAGGUAAAGCUAUUGAGGGUGGAUCCACAAAAAAUGAUCCAUCUGCUUAACCAUGAAUGAACAUAACAUUUAUAUGCAGUUUAAGGUUAAUGCAAAUUUGACUGAACCCUUCUAUUCUGGGUAAAACAAGGGUACUUAACAUAUGAAAAUACACCAGCAUUUCACUUUAAGCCCGAACUGUGAAUGCAAAUGCCUUCUUAAAAGUAAUGCUCAAUGAAAAGAAGAGCAGGAGGGGACAGCACUUCAAAACGUUUCAUAAACAGCCUUAAGUAAAGUAAACACAAAAGGAUUUACAAUGAGAGACGCAAUAAUUAUGGGAUUGGGUACACGGAAGACCCAGUUGGUAGGUGUGUUAGAGUUACCUCCUAAUAUAAAUGAAAUAAAAACAGUUAACAGGUUGUACAGUUACUCCUCUUGGCAAUGUUUAAAAACUAGAACUUUAGUUAGUGUAGCACAGAAACCAGUCCUUGAAAUAAAGGAUGAAAUAAAAUGAAUUACGUAUGUAUCUGCAGUUCUGUGAGUCCUAGAUGACUGCCAGAGUUCUCUGUUACUCAGCAUCGUCACAGCUAUGUGAGAUGAUUCAGCAGGACAGAUUCUCGAAUGACAGGACUAUUUAUGCAUUUGCUUACGUCAUCCUGUGUCACGGGUGAAUUGUUGGUAUAAGUUUUGUGACCCGCACUAGUGUGAGACAGAAGAUAUUCAGUAUUGAGCAGUGCCUUUGGUGGUCAUCCAGGAUUCCUAGAGCUGCAUUUACCUUCAUGACUCGUUUGAUAUAGAUAACAGAUCUUUCUGAUGUUCCACUGUGUGUAUAUAUAUGCUGUUUGAUGCCUCCAUGACAUUUACUUGUGUUUUAUUGUGACACGUGAGCUUCGUUCAAGCUUGCCAUGGUUUUUAUGGGUUUUGUCUUUGCUAACUGUGACCAACCAUAAACCUUUUCCCUUUCUGUGUAAUUGCCUGCUUUAAAAAAAAAAAAAAACGUUUAGUGAAUUGGCUCUAAAACAGAGAUGCACUAGGCUGACAAAAAGCCUAUAAUCAGAGGUCAGUUAUUAGUCUUGCUAUAUUUGUCCUUCAGAGGCACACAAUAACAGGACAAGACAUAAAUUCAUACACUGCUAAUGCCCUUAAUAUUACAAUCUUAAUUGUGACACAUGGACUAAACACUUUCAAAUUAUAUGACAAGAUGCCAUUAUCCAUCCUUCCAUCCAUUAUCUAUACCUGCUUAUCCCGGGCAGGGUCACGGGGGAAAGAUGCCAUUAUUCCAGCUGUAAAUUGAAGCUUUUGAUGUACUAUAUAGUUCAUUUGUAAUGUACUGGAGUACAGAAGAAAUGUAUAUUUACUGCAUAUUAGUAUUUUUUAAAUAAAAAAAAUAUUUUUACAUUCGAAAAUGAUUACAUAUAAUAAUUUUUGGAUGACAUAUGUAAUUGAGGACUCAAAAUAAUCCCAUUAAAAAAAUAUUUAUAGCAGAUAAAUGUUUUUGAGAGUGGAAUGUGAAAGAUGGUUGGCCUAUCUGGGUAACGUUGUUCCUGAUAUUCUCAAAUAUUGGGUCCAGGUCUCCGAGCCAUGGACUUCACUUUUUCAUUUUAAUCACUGAUGCACACACUGACUAAAACCACGCAGAACAUGUCUCCCGAUUUCUCAGUAGAGAAAUAAAGAAAAAGGAAAGUGUUUUGUGUGGUGCUAUAAAAUAAUUUUAAAGUGUUUAGUCUUUCAUAUUCUUAUAAGUUUGAAUAUAAACUAAAAUAAAGCACAGGCUGUUGUAUAGCUAUUUUUCCACAAUUAAACCGAUAGAUUCCUACUAUAAAGCUAGAUUGAUAUUAUUGAAUAUAUAUGUUGGAAAAAAUUAUUAACUGCAACUGUGUUAAAUGCAAAUAACCAACAAAUGUUUGAUUGACUGUUUAAUGUAUAAGUUGAAUUACUGUAGUUUGGUUCUAGGGAAAAUAUCAUGUAUCUGUAUUCAAUGAACUAAUAACUUGCCAUGUUCAAGCACAUAUAAAUUGGCUUUUGAAUAAGA